Messenger RNA from Chrysoperla carnea, 881 nucleotides. RefSeq names its product DNA fragmentation factor subunit alpha-like. The transcript is spliced from 2 exons. The coding region runs from base 146 to 739 and encodes 197 amino acids. NCBI's taxonomy places the organism in Eukaryota, Metazoa, Arthropoda, Insecta, Neuroptera, Chrysopidae. Gene Ontology annotation, biological process: regulation of apoptotic process; apoptotic process. The record is from RefSeq and is a predicted model, not a curated record.
UGUACGAUAAAGCAUUGUCGGCUGCCUAUAUUUCAGUAAUAAAAACAAACUUAAAAGUUGUCAAAAUCAACAUAUUUUUAAAUAAACAAAGUGGCUUAUUAUUUAAAUUUGAAAAUAAAUUGUUGUUAGAUUAAAAUUUAUUAAAAUGAGUAACGAAGACGAACCUGAAUCACCACAAAAAGGUACACCAUACAAAAUAACAGACUCAACUAGAGAGGUUCGUAAAGGAAUUGUUGCAACUUCUUUAGAGGAUUUAACCUCAAAAUUAAGAAACAAAUUCAUACUUGGACCAAAUGAUCCCCUUAAAGUUGUAUUGGAAGCUGAUGGUACUGAAGUUGACGAUGAAGAAUACUUUGCAACAUUAGAACCACAUACAAAUUUAAUGUUUUUAACGGGUGAACAAAAAUGGGAACCAUGGUCACCAAAAUGUCGAAUUUCAUUGGAUCAAGUUGAUGAUAUUAAUGGAUCACAUAUGGAAUUAGCUGGUCUAGUGGAUCGUUUACAAAGUAAUGUAUGUCAUGUAUCACUGUUAAGUAGCAAAGAACUAGAGCUUUUAAGUGAUAUGGAUCCAGAUUCGUUAGAUGAUAUACAAGAUCCAGAUAAAAUAUUUCUCGAGCAAUUAAAAGAAGCAUCCGGAAGAUUUCUCAGCGAAAAACGGCAAGCUCAAGAUGCAAUGGAUUUAUUACGUUUGUAUAAUGGAAGUAAUACGACGAGUACAGAAGCUUCGUCAGCACAGUAAACUUGACAAGGUGCUUCCCAUGUGGUCCCAUUUAAAUUUGAUCCAGUUCUGACAAUGGCAUCCAUGAGAAAACCAUAUAAGUCUUAAAUUUGUAUUAAGUAUGUGCGCGUCAAAUGGACGAAUAACUCAAUAUCACGCCAAC